This is a messenger RNA of Lingula anatina, 2506 nucleotides long. RefSeq lists its product as uncharacterized. Gene Ontology annotation, molecular function: phosphatidylinositol binding. Gene Ontology annotation, biological process: endocytic recycling; intracellular protein transport. Gene Ontology annotation, cellular component: early endosome. Lineage: Eukaryota; Metazoa; Brachiopoda; Lingulata; Lingulida; Lingulidae. The record is from RefSeq and is a predicted model, not a curated record.
UCAAUCACAAAUGGAGCUUAGCAGACUAACGAAAGUAGAGGUAGCAACUCUCGACAAAAAUGCUUCUCCAGUUCAGAUCACAGUCAAGUCAGAGUCUGAAACAAUCCAGGUAGAAGAAAUUCAUACAAAAGUUUGCAAAGAAUUAGGUCUUGAGGAAAAAAGCAAACAGUAUUUCUUCAUCUUUGAAGGAAAAUCUAGACCAAAGAAAAGGUACAAAAAUAUAGAAUCCAUAAAAGGGCAGAUAACAGAGCCCAUCUCGGUCCAGAAAUGGUGUUUUGAUAUGAAAAUAGAACAGUCAGUAUUAAUGAAGGACCCAGCAGCUCUUCACCUGCUGUAUGUUCAAGCCAUGCAUGAGAUUGAAACAGGAAAUCUAAUAGCAAGUGCAGAAGAUAUUCAAAAACUAGAAGAGUAUUCGGAUCCAGGGUUUCCAGUAGAAAACCAGUAUGUUUCCCUUUGCCAAAGUCUUCCACAUUACAAUGCUGUGCAAUUUAGAGGCUGUUGUCUUGAUGAAGUGUUUACUUUUAAUAGUGUAGUGAUGGAAAAUGGCAUGCAGGUGUGUGUAUGGAUCACAAAGUUGGGACUGGAACUCCACCCGACAGUAAACAAUAAAUCUUCAGCAUUCCUGGUACCAUGGCAGAGCAUAAAGUCUUGGAAAAAGGUCCAUGGAAGGGAGACAGUGAUUGGGUAUGAAAUAGGCUAUGCUGACACCUGCUGGUUGUACUUAAACACUGACCAGGCUUUGCUUAUGCUUGAUGCAACCAUGAGUGUGAUAAAAGUUUUACAGAUGGAAGAUCAAGAUCAACCAUUUUUCACAGCAUCCAUGAUAAGCAGAGAAAAGACCAAAGAUGACAUUGCAAUCAUGGCUCACUGGGUUAAUGUGUUGCACAAGCCAGGUGGCGCUGAGGUGCAAGGCAUACCACCAGGACUGACAGAUAUCACAACAGUAAAAUGAAUAAAGAUUUACUGGAAUUUUUACCCAUUCUUAAACAUACAGCAUUUCUGUCACCAGUGCAGUAAAGAAUACUGCUUGUCUUUGUAGCAUGAGGAAGAUACAGAUUUACCCUAUAUCUUUUUUGCAACUUCAGCAUUCAAUCGCUCAGGUUUUUGUAUGUACAGAUAUACAUAUAAUAUGAGAGAAUGAAGUUUUAUAUUAUAUUUAGCUUUUCAUCUUUGCUUACUGUGAUACAUGUGGAUAAGUUCUGAGGAUGUGAUAAUUGAUUUAACAAAUAAUAAAUUUAAAUAAUACAUGAUAUACUUUACAUGUACACCCUAUUUUUCUAUUGUCUCUAAGAAAAAUAUGGAAUUUCAAAGCAAUCAAACAACUUGUAUACAUCUAACCUAGUCAGUAUUAUGGAUACUUAUGCUGUUUUCAGUCAUUAUCUUUACUGUUGAAAGACGUCAAUUGUUUCUUUCAUUUUUAUAAAGCAAUUAGUUGUUACAGUAUCCACAUGUAUAUUUUAUAAAAUGCCCUCGUGUCAUUUAUUAUUGUAUUCACCUAUUUUGCUGUACUAUAAAUUGUUCUCUGCUUUUAUACAGAGAUAUUCUCAAGAUGUUAAACAAAAGCACUGUUGAUGCCUCACCAAAAAAUAUUAUUAGCAAGCAUUUAGUGUACUUGAAGAAUUGAAUUUUAAAAAAAAUGAAGUAAACUUAUAAAUUAGUCAACACAAGAACAUUUUCAUACUCAGUAUGUUUUAAUCUCCUAACGUGUAUUUUGACAACAUAACUGUGAUUCGUGAAACAUUAAGAUCAAUAGAUAUUAUGAUUUAACAUUACUUAUAUUGCCACUCUCCAAUUUUUUAUAUGACAAACUGUCUGCUUUGCCUUUGAUAUUUUUCACUCUUCAAUUUUAUCUAUGAUCUGAAUUGUGAAAUGCUGUGGUAAUGCCCAUCACAGUAAAAUGCCAUUUAUACUGAGUAAUCUGUGUGAUCAUCUGAUUGAUUACCACUACUGCAUUAUAAAGAAUUGAGAAACUGAUAUUUGAAUGUUUUGUCUAAUAAGUAGUCCCAGAUGUAAAACCAGGGUAAAUGUCGGGACUUUGAAGGUGCAUAUAAAAGAAUAAAUUAAGUGGACUGAUGAAAAAGGACCCAUAAAGCACAGUGUAUUGGUACAUGAUUUACUGUACGCUGUAUGUUUGAAACAUCUUGUGACGUUGAAUGAAAAAUUAUAAGAUGGUUUGGUGAGAAGUAACAGUGCAUAUAUAUUGUAUCACAGGGUAUGUCAUUAAUGCACUGUUGUGUAUUAUAUAAAUUCUUGUACAUACUUGUAUAAUGUACUAAACUACAUGUGUAUGGUUUGGUAACGGAAUGUGUAGUAUACCAUUUAAACACAGGCAUUUCUUAAGUGAUAACAUAUAAAGCAAUAAACUGUGUAAAUUGUUGAGAAAUACUAGUUCUUGUACACCACAAAGUGUAUCUCUAUAUAUGUUUUAUCAAGGAGUUAUAACUCCUUGGUUUAAUGCAAAUCUGUUUUAUUGUAUCAGCAACAGGGUCAAUAUUUUCUAACAUAU